Molecule: messenger RNA, 3295 nt
Organism: Gadus morhua (Atlantic cod)
Lineage: Eukaryota; Metazoa; Chordata; Actinopteri; Gadiformes; Gadidae
Gene: pcdh8.2
Product: protocadherin 8
Exons: 3
Coding region: 201-3218 (1005 amino acids)
Biological process (GO): homophilic cell-cell adhesion
Cellular component (GO): plasma membrane
Molecular function (GO): calcium ion binding
Source: RefSeq, a predicted model, not a curated record
ACCCGCCACUGCAGCGUCUGGCGCGGAGAGGAGAGGAGAGGAGAGGAGAGGUGCGCACCGAGGAGCAGGUAACUUUGGCUUGGCACGGGGAGCUGCGUGGACGUCUGGCGCACUGGAUACACCGCCUUUACGCGAGGAGUCUGACGGAGAUUUAUAUUCGCUUUUCAAAACAAAGAAGGAAAAAAAAACGCACCGUGAAAAUGAUGCGGGUUAACUUUAUCGGCUGGCACUGGUGGAUCUUACUGAGCUCGAUUCAACAAAUGUUAUUCGUCUCGGUGUCCGGGACCGAGGGGAACACCAUCCGGUACCAGACCAACGAGGAGGACGGCCCGGGCACGGUGAUCGGAAACCUGGCCAAGGACAUGUCCUUGAGUUUGUCCCACGCGUCCAGGACCAAUUUCAGGAUGAUGAAACAGUUCAACGACUCGCACAUCAGGGUGCGGGAGAGCGACGGGGAGCUGACUGUGGGGGAGCGCGUAGACCGGGAGCGGACCUGCCGCCACUCGCCAGUCUGCCUCAUAGAGUUCGACGUGGUCAAUUUCUCCAAAGAGCGCUACAAGCUGAUCCACGUGCAGGUGGAGGUGAAGGACAUUAACGACAACUCCCCCGAGUUCCCCUACAAGGAGUCCGUGGUGGAGAUCUCGGAGAGCGCGGCCGUGGGGUCCCGCGUGCCUCUGGACCCCGCCAUGGACGCGGACGUGGGCUCAAAUUACAUCCAGAGCUACCAGGUCUCCGUCAACAGCCACUUCUCUAUUGACGUGCAGCAGAGAGCGGAUGGGGUUAAAUAUGCGGAAUUGGUGCUAAUGAAAGAGCUGGACCGUGAGGUCCAGUCCUCCUACGUGGUGGAGUUGGUGGCCACGGACGGCGGGAACCCGUCCAGGACCGGCUCCACCAAGAUCACCGUCAAAGUCACGGACUUCAACGACAACAGCCCGGUGUUCGACCAGAACAGCUUCUCGGUGAGUCUGCCCGAGGACUCCCCCGUGGGGACCGUGAUACUGGAUCUUAACGCGGUGGACGCGGACGAAGGGUCGAACGGGGAGGUGGUGUACGGCUUCGGGAAGCAGGUGCCCUUCGAGAUUAGGGAACUUUUCAAAGUGGACGAUAGAUCGGGUCGUCUGACGCUCCAGCGCCCGGUGGACUUCGAGGAAAAGGCGACCUACGAGGUCGACGUGCAAGCGUCCGACCUCGGCCCUAACCCGACCCCCUCCGUGUGCCGGAUUAUCAUUCGCGUGAAGGACGUGAACGAUAACGCGCCCGAGAUCAGCAUCACCCCGAUGACCUCAACGUCCACGGGCGUCGCGUUCAUCAGCGAGGCGGCCGAGCGGGACAGCCUGGUGGCGCUCAUCAGCACCCUGGACAGGGACUCGGGCGUCAACGGCCAGGUGCACUGCACGCUCUACGGCCACGACCACUUCAAGCUUAAACAGGCGCACGAGGACAGUUAUAUGAUCGUCACGGCGGCCGCGCUCGACCGCGAGCGCAUCGGGGAGUACAACCUGACGGUGAUGGCGGAGGACUUCGGGUCCCCGCCGUUACGGAGGAUCCUCCAGUACACCAUCCGGCUGACGGACGAGAACGACAACGCCCCCCACUUCAGUAAGCCCGUGUACGAGGUGUCGGUUCUGGAGAACAACGCGCCCGGCGCCUUCAUCACCACGGUAGAGGCCCGGGACGCCGACCUGGGCAACAACGGUAAGAUCACGUACCGGCUUCUGGACGGCGUGCUCAUGGGCUCGCCGGUCAACACCUUCGUGUCGCUCAACUCCGUGACGGGCUCCAUCUACGCCCUGCGGAGCUUCAACUACGAGGUGAUGAAGGUGUUUGAGAUCCACGUGCAGGCCAGCGACGGCGGCCUGCCCCAGCUGCAGACCCGCGCCCUGAUCCGGCUGCGGGUCCUGGACCAGAACGACAACCUGCCCACCAUCAUCCAGCCCGUGCUUUACAAGGGCUCCGCCGAGGUCUUCCUGCCCCGCGACGCGGCGGCGGGCUACGGCGUCACGCAGGUGAAGGCGGUGGACGCGGACGAGGGCGCCAACGCGCAGCUGUCCUACCGCAUCACCGAGGGGGGCCACCUGGGGUUCUCCAUCAACCGGGCCACGGGCCGCCUGCACGCCAGCCGCCAGCUGGCCUACGACCUCUCCGACGUCGCCCGGGUGACGGUCGCCGUGAGCGACAACGGGGCGCCCGCGCUCACCGCCACCGCCACGCUGCUGCUCAGCUUCGUGGAGGGGCCCGUGCCCAGCGCCCCCCCCCCGGGUCAGGCGGGCGGCGCCGAGGCCUCCCUGGAGUGGGACACCUCGGUGGCCAUCAUCGUGGUGCUGGCGGGGAGCUGCUCGCUGCUGCUGCUCGCCAUCCUCCUCAUCACCACCUCGUGCAGCCGCCGCCGCAAGGAGAAGGGGAGGGGGGCGGGCCGGCGGGAGGACGAGGGGGAGGGCGACGGGGAGGAGGACGAGGAGGAGGGGGCGGAGGGCGAGGGGGAGGCGGCCGGCGCAGCGGAGAAGGCCGCGGAGAGGGCCGGCGUGCGCGCCGACCCGGGGCUCGCCAAGCACAAGGGCGGGAAGGCGUUCGAGGCGCACCAGUACGCCGAGCCCCCCCCGAUGGCCGGCGGCCACGCCCUGGAGGACGCCGGCGAGGAGGAGGGGCCGGCGGCCGGCGUGUUCGACCCCAGCGGCCGCGGCGGGAUGGAGGGCAAGCUGAAGGGCUACUCUACGCUCCCGGGCUACGGGAAGGAGACGCUGCGGCCCAUUACCAUAUGGAAGGGCAACUCCUUCACCACCAUCUCCGCCCGCGACCCGCAGAUCAGCGGCAAGGACAGCGGCAAGGGGGACAGCGACUUCAACGACAGCGACUCUGACAUCAGCGGCGACGUGCACAAGAAGGACUCCCUGCCCACACACAGUCUGUGGGCGUGCACCAGCGAGUGUAAGGUCCUGGGCCACUCAGACCGCUGUUGGAGCCCCUCCGCCAGCCGGCCCAACACCGGCCUGGCCACGGCGCCGCACCUCUCCACCUUCGCCUCCAGGACGGCCUCGCUGCCCCGCGACGCGCGGCGGGAGAACUACUACCCCGCCCACCUGCCCAAGCCCCAUGCGCUGCAGAGCGUCUACGAGAAGGUGCAGCACCAGGAGUUCGAUUACAUCCUAGUGGGCCCACCCACGCCUGCACGCAUACAGGAGACGGACGAGAUAUCCAUCCCCGAGUAUUUACACUCGUGAACGGACAGACGAUCGGCGGACGACGAACGUCCGAACGUCGGACGAUGUAUACACAAGGGGGUGAGGGGGAGGGGGAG